AUGAUCAAGUCUGUAUCUAAGUAUAUACUUGUGUAUAUAUCGGUGUCUGUACCUGUUUCUGAAUUCACAUCUAACUGCUCAUCUUUCAAGCAUCCUGCACUUCUCAGUGUCUGCAGAGUUGCUAGAGAGCGAGGACUCAAGAAGUAUCAGGUUUUGACAGUUCAAAAUUCUUGGAAGCGAGAUAAGAAAAUGUAUGAUGAACGAAACGAAGAGGUCGAACGUCUGGGACAUGGUCUGACUAAUCCUUUCAUUGGUCCCGAAGCUGCAACGACAAACUUCAAAUGUUACAUCAAUUACGACUGGGAUACGGUAUUUAUUAACACAACACACAGUCGAAUUUAUGACGACGCCCUGCCUGAUGGUGCCGAGACUUGGCGUGAAGAUGUCGGAUAUCAAUUCUUGAAGGACUUAUAUUUCUCGCCAGCUGGAGACCAAAUCCAAAGUCUCGCUAUCGACUACUCAGUCGCUGCGAAAUGGCUUGACACUGGUCGCAAUAACUGGAAAUAUUGCCAAGUAUUGGCUGCCAUGCCCCAAUUGAGCAAGCUUGCAGUUGCCUGGACAGAUUAUCAGGGACUCGAAGGUAUCCUUGAAAAAGAAUGCUGCGAUGUGGAGAUCGUCAGUGUUGAGCCUGGGAGGAAGUUGACUAACGAGGAGCGCUACUGUCCCAAAUUCCCCUGCGGAGAUUACCAUCGACAUGUCAAGAAGUUCAAAGCAAUGGGCAGUCUCGCUCCAAAUUUUGAAGAGACUUCGCCUGGUGAGCAAUUCGCUUCCGGAAAGACGUCAACUACUUGGAAAAAAAAUAUCAUGGCUGCGAUUCGAGAGAGACGUCCUCGCAAUCCAGCGGACCACGCGCCUGACUCCUUCCAUUUCAUUGAGGGAGGUAAAUCAAGAUAUAGAGACCUUGAUGACUUGGAGCUUUCUCAGGUCCACAUUGAGCGGGAAAAGAAGUAA
Sclerotinia borealis F-4128 is the source of this 951-nucleotide messenger RNA. NCBI's taxonomy places the organism in Eukaryota, Fungi, Ascomycota, Leotiomycetes, Helotiales, Sclerotiniaceae. The record is from the annotation of a GenBank genome assembly.